AUGUCUAUCUUUCUCUCUUUCAUCCUACUCUUACCUCUCCUUUUAAUCUUCUUGAAACAUCUCUCGCCCUCUAAAGGGAAGCUUCCUCCAGGGCCUAUAGGUCUUCCCCUCAUUGGAAACUUGCAUCAACUUGGAAAAUCCCUUCACAGAUCUUUCCAUAAAAUCUCUCAAGAUUAUGGACCCGUGAUGUUUCUUCGAUUCGGCGUGGUCCCUGUGGUUGUCUUCUCCACAAGAGAAGCAGCUGAAGAAGUUCUCAAGACUCAUGAUCUCGAGACUUGUACUAGACCAAAGCUAUCUGCGACCAGGUUGUUUUCGUACAACUACAAAGACAUUGGCUUUGCUCAGUACAAUGAUGAUUGGAGAGAGAUGAGGAAGCUUGCGAUGCUCGAGCUCUUUAGCUCCAAAAAACUUAAAGCGUUCAGGUAUAUCAGAGAAGAAGAGAGUGAAUUGCUCGUCAAGAAACUCUCGAAAUCUGCUGAGACGCAAACUUUGGUGGAUUUGAGAAAAGCUCUUUUCUCUCUUACCGCGAGUAUCAUAUGUAGACUCGCUUUUGGACAGAACUUCCACGAGUGCGAUUUUGUCGAUAUGGACAAAGUUGAAGAGCUUGUGCUCGAGUCUGAGACCAAUCUUGGCUCAUUCGCGUUCACUGACUUCUUCCCCACGG
This is a messenger RNA of Raphanus sativus (radish), 664 nucleotides long. Its product is annotated as cytochrome P450 71B22-like. The annotation marks the transcript as partial. The transcript has a single exon. Gene Ontology annotation, molecular function: oxidoreductase activity, acting on paired donors, with incorporation or reduction of molecular oxygen; heme binding; monooxygenase activity. The record is from RefSeq and is a predicted model, not a curated record. NCBI's taxonomy places the organism in Eukaryota, Viridiplantae, Streptophyta, Magnoliopsida, Brassicales, Brassicaceae.